UGUAUUUGAUAUUUUUUGACGUUUGGAGUUUUGGAGAAAUCUGUUUUCAUUUUCCUUGAUAUAAGUAAGAGCAAUAUUGGAGGUUUUUGUGCCUUUUGUAGAGUCAAUCUUGGCUACGAAGAAAAAAAAGUCAAAUAAGUUCUUUCCAGAAUCAACGAUUAUUUUUGUUUAGAAACCUACCCAAGCUGGAGGAGUAUAACAUCAUAAUCAGGUGAUAGGAACAGAAAUGUCCCUGAUUACAGAAUUUGGAGAGGAAGUAAUCUAUUUGUUUAUAACUGCUGCUGUUAUAGUUAUCGGUUACUUUGCAUGGCUGUCAACCGGUGUCUCAGAGAGAAAUCUAAGAACAUUGUUCAUGGUCAAUAGAAGAAUUAGGAUCCGCCGAAGACUAACAAAUCACACACAAGCAGAAACGAUUCAAGAAGGAACUGACGUGUCAGAAACAAUGCCUGAAGAAGAUUCGAAUCCAGAAAUGAUUCCGAAUUCCGAACAAGCGGUUUCUGUUGCCAAACCAGAAGCAAGUACAAGCAAUCCUGAAGGAUCUGAAGAGGCGAUUAUUGAAACCAUGGAUGCCAACACUAAUGAACUGAGGCAAAGAAAAAAUAAUGAGUGCACUAGUUCCUCGAAAAACGUUGAUUCGACUUCGACUAAUUCGUGUUCCAAAAAUGAAGAUACUAACGACAAAAAAUAUGAUAUUACCAUUAAACUGAAAUUUCUGAACGACGAUCUGAAGAGUGUUGAUGGAAAUUUGAAAGAAUCUCUAGACGAUUUCAAAAAGAGACAUUUCCAACUCGAACUUUCAGAAAACAAAGUAGUAAAGUUGAUAUACAAAGGACACGUUCUCCAACCUGAUACGCAGACUUUGAGAACGUGCGGCCUCGAGGACGAUUGUGUUGUCCAUUGUCUCAUUCACAAUAAAAAAUCGUCCCCCAGUGAACCGCAAAUCCAUGAGAGUCCGAGGGAGGGGUAUUCCUUCGGGGAAAAUAAUUUACCUCCUUCUGCGGAAAAUAAUAAUCAAAUCAGGGAAUGGGAUUUAGGAAGCUUGCUGUUUGCAAUGGUCAGCUUGUUUUUAUUGCUGGCUUGGUAUUUCAGGUACGUUUAUGCCCAUAUGUACACAGUGACAGCGACAAUAGGCCUGAUUUUGGUCACGGGCAUAUUUUCCAUAGUUGUUGUCGGCACGUUGUUUCCUAACGAUGAGGUCCAUGCUACUCCCCUUGUCGAAAUAACAUUAGAAAGGGGGCAACAGCAGCAAUAAUUUAAAGUUUGGUAUUCUAUAUCAAUCUCAUACUCCUUGAUUGACCACUGCAUUGUCUAUGUCAUAGUUUUAACGAAAGAUUAUGUAAAGUAUAUAUAUUUUUUAAGCUGA
This is a messenger RNA of Leptinotarsa decemlineata (Colorado potato beetle), 1363 nucleotides long. RefSeq lists its product as uncharacterized. Gene Ontology annotation, biological process: ERAD pathway. Lineage: Eukaryota; Metazoa; Arthropoda; Insecta; Coleoptera; Chrysomelidae. The record is from RefSeq and is a predicted model, not a curated record. Gene Ontology annotation, molecular function: protein binding.